AUGCAGAGCCUCAGCAACACGUGGAGCUCCCAGGCGACGUGCCGGCAGAGGCGAGGCCGGUGCGGGCGGCUGCAGGAGGGGGUCAUCGUCUACCUCUUCCCGCGCAGGCACUACGACAGCCUACAGCCGUAUGCGUCGCCAGAGGUGCUGGGCGUGCCGCUGGAGUCGAUCUAUCCCGUGGGGCUGCCGCCGCGCCUGUGCUUCUGGCCCCCCCGAG
Messenger RNA from Prorocentrum cordatum, 217 nucleotides. Lineage: Eukaryota; Dinophyceae; Prorocentrales; Prorocentraceae. The record is from the annotation of a GenBank genome assembly.